Polistes dominula (European paper wasp) is the source of this 606-nucleotide messenger RNA. RefSeq lists its product as uncharacterized. NCBI's taxonomy places the organism in Eukaryota, Metazoa, Arthropoda, Insecta, Hymenoptera, Vespidae. The record is from RefSeq and is a predicted model, not a curated record.
UUCUUAUUUUUGUUUGUCUCUUAUCAACUUUGAAAAUAGUUAAUCGAAACAAAAGAAUUUUAAUCUAAUCAAUUUAUCUGUGUAAUUUGAACAUCUUACAAAUGCCAGGUUAGAAUUCUAUAAACGGAUACCUGCAAUUCUUGUUACGUUUGUAAUAAUUCAUCAUCGAUUAAUUAUGGAAAAUUUGCCUCAGCAUUGUUUGGACAACGCCAUAUUAUUAAAACAAAAUGAUUAUAUUGAUCUUAAAAUGAUUUCAAGUGGAUUUAAAACGCGAUUUAAGUUGACACAAAUACCAGAUUUUUAUAUGAUUAAUAGUAAAGAAUAUUUUGCUGCAGAAAUGAAGAUAGAAGGAUUUAAAGUAAGUACUGCUGCUUUAGCUACGGAAAAUGUUUUAAAUAUUAAAUUACGAGAAUUGGGUGGUCAACGUCAUAUUAGAAAUAUCAAUUUUUUCAUUCCAAUGGAAGCAAAUGCAAAAAUUGCAUCUAUCGAAGUAUUCGAUGAUAAUACCAUUUUUAUGAGAGUUCCACUUUUAUAGAACAUUGUUAAAUUUUAUAUUAAUGUAAAAAACAGAAAUUUUUUAUACCUAUAUAUAUAUAUAUAUAAAGU